GAGUCGAGCCUCGUCAUUCAGUCGUGUCGCGUCGGUUCGACGGCGCGGACUACUGUUUUGACGUUACAACGUUGUCGUGCACCGCGGCGCGUGUGUUCGAAAAUCAAAUUGUGCUUUUUACUUUUUUUAAUUUUAUCUGUGCAGUGCAAGGAUUUGAUACCAACGGAUUAAAAAGAGAUUCCUUCGGUUUCACUAAAGAGGCCAUUAUUGUCUCGUAUGUAACCUGAAGGAUAGCUGACAACCACAGAGAGGGUUGACACCCCCAAUACCAAAGAUGCGAGGAGUGUGGUGGUUUGCGCUCGUGGCGCUUGUCACCGUCCUGGCUGAGACUGUAGAAGAUACAAAAAGUGAAUCGGUAGAAAGCGCCAGCGCAUCAACGGGGAGUUCACAAGAAGACGAGGAUCCAAAGGAGACAUGGAUGAGAGCUCCCAGCAGUGGUGUCACGGUCAGGAGCGGAGAGGACGCUCUCCUUACGUGCGUGGUGCUGGGGGCCAGGGGCAAACCGGUACUGUGGAAGCGGGCGAGUGACCGGCAGCUCCUAACCGCUGGGGGAGUCAAAGUCACCAGGGACGAGAGGGUACACGUCCUGCAUGAUGACACCGACGAACCGCUCCAAGGUCCAGGCAUCAUGAAGGGUGGCGACGUGUGGGCGCUCGUCAUCAAGUCGGUGAAGGCUUCGGACGCCGGCCUCUAUACGUGUGAACUGAACACUGAGCCGCCCGUAAAAAGCUUCCAUAGGUUGACUGUGAUAUCCCGAGGGCUUACGCCACCAGAGCAGCAAAAUGUAACAGACAGUUACUCAGCCAACGCACCGACGCCGUCGUCGUUGGCUCUGUCACACAACUACACGGAUUGCUGUUUAGCUGCGAACAUUAGCAGCGCCUGCUUAGGCUUCUGCAGUAUACAGACAAUUCUAGAAGGAACCGGACAAGACCCAGAGACGUGUCAGCCCGACUUCCCCGCUAUUGUCAAGUGUAUGGCAGACGGACGGAACCACGUACCAUGCUGUGUCCAAGAACGCGUACCGGAUAUUUGCCAAGACGUGUGUCGAGGGGAGUUCACACCAGUCACAGACAAUAUUAAGACACACUACUCCUGCGCAUCUUAUAUGGAGAAGACUUUGGCCUGCAUUGUGGAAGGCAUUGAACUUCUCCCAAGCCCACCGGAAGAAGUAGAAGUAGAGCCAUUGAACGAGAAGCAGCUGAACGUAUCCUGGCUUCCGCCAAUAGAGAACAGUGACACAGUCACAGAGUACAUCGUGAACGUAACCACGUUACGUUCCUUUGACGCCCACCUGAUAGAUCCCUCAGAGAGUUCUAUGAAGAAUGAUACGGCGAGAACCAUCCAAACUGUAGCAUAUAAGGUGCAGGCAAAUAAAACUUAUUUGGUGUUGGAUGAUCUACUGCCAUUCACUAUGUAUGAAGUCACCGUCACGUCAUACAACAUUCAUGGAUCCAGUCUUCCUAGUUAUGCUAUCAGAUCUUUGACCCUAACACCUGGUAAAAUGAAGUCCACCCAGGUAGCAGCAGCCCCAAAACUGCCCGAUGUCAAAGGUUGCUGCAUAUCCGCCGGCGUGAACCACCACGGCUGUGUGGAGAAACUCUGCGACCCCACCAAGACAUUUGAGAUUGACCUGCAGGUCACAGAUCUGAUGAUAUGUGCCCCCUGGGCGGGAGUCACGUUCGGGUGCCUGGCCAACGGGAUGGACCAUACUCCUUGCUGCCGAUCCAGGGGCCUGCCAGAGCCCUGUCUCCCGCUAUGCAGUGGGAAUAUCACGACAUUGGACUUCAAUCAUUUUAAGUGCCUCCGCUAUAUGAACUCCUACACCAACUGCCUGCUGGAAGGCUACGGGGUGCUCCCCGGCGCCCCAGCAGGGGUCUACCUGACCAACAUCGACACGGACUUCGCCGUCGUCCACUGGUCACCGCCCGCCGCCCUCGGGGACACCGUCCAGUCAUACAAUCUGCAUUACAGAACUGUAAAUUCUGAAGACGACUACAGAGCUUUAGAAAAGAUACAUCCGCCUUUCAUCUUAGAAGACUUAGAAUCGAACACAGAAUACGAAAUCUACGUGGAGGCGGUCAACGAACACGGCGUUGGAGCAGCCUCGCCGAGAGUUAUCUUCAGAACACAGAGCCAGGUUUACGUAGAUGAAGAAGAAGAAGCAAAUGCCUAUAACGUGACAGAGUGCUGUGAAAAGGUCCAACUGGCUGGAGUAUGUAUGCCGCUGUGUUCGUACGACGCCAAAAUGUCUGAUCUACGUACACUUGCGCCUUUGUGCGCUUUAGAAUUCCACAAGCUGUUGCGUUGUGGAGCUGGAGGCCGCAACCACGCGUGGUGCUGCGCGCGGCGCGGCGUGCCGGCCGAGUGCCGCGGCGCGUGCGCGGGCGCCGCCGCCGGCGCGCUCAACGCCUGCGUGCCCUACAUCGGCAACAUCGUGCAGUGCUUCGAAGAAGGUACUGGGUUACUGCCGGGUCCUCCGCGUGAAGUCCACGCCACGGUGUCCAGCAAGGGCGCUGUGAUACUCGAAUGGGUAGCGCCACAAGAAGCCGAUAACGGGACCACUUAUAUAGUGCACUGGCAGAAGAUCAACAAUAAUACGCAGCCAUACACUUACAACACACUUCCAGCUUUCUCCCAGGGUAUGAUGAACGAAACCAAUACAACGUCAAUAGAGCUUCAUUCGCUCAUUCCCAACAGCACUUACCAGAUGUUCGUAGUAGCUCUGAAUAGUCACGGAUCAUCGCUGCCUUCCAGUAUGGUCAUCUUCAACUAUACACAAGGAGAAGAAAAAGAAGUCUCUGGAAUACCAUCGCCGCCCCAUUCGUUGUCUGUAUCGUCACAUUCGGCAACAUGGCUGACACUCACUUGGCAACCACCACAAAUUUCGCUGCCUGACGAGAAGAUAUCCUAUACACUUUACUUCAAAUCGCCCACACAACUUGGACAAAGCAACGUGACCAGCAUAUCUACGUCGGUACCAGGCCACACACUGGAGAGUCUGACGCCCAACACCCAAUACGUGGUGUGGGUGAAGGCCCACACUGCAGCAGGCGACUCGUUACCAUCAGAGACCUUGCUGGCUUGGACGGACCCUGCGUACCCUGCGUAUGUUGAGCCACCAACUGUGAACCCAGUCAACCUCGUAGUGGAAGGCUCCAGCAUGACAAUCCUGUGUAUCGCCAUGGGUACACCAACACCGACUAUAUCGCUAUAUAUAUCAGGUCGACUGGUGAGGCAGGAGGUGACCCGACACAUGGUGACGGUGAUCCACAACGUGACCCGCGAUAUGGACCAGAUCUCCUGCUACGCGGACAACGGCUACGGGACACCGAUGCAGGCCUCCAGGAAGAUCAACAUAUCGCAUAUACCGACAAUUCAAGCGUCAGGCAUAACAAUGGCUGCCGCCGGCGACUCCGUGAUAUUAGAAUGCAGAGUUGAAGCACUGCCGAAACCGACUAUUGCAUUUUGGAGGGAGCCCAACGGCAGGAACCCUGUGAUUGAUGGUCCCAACUAUACCAUUCAACUAUUGGCCGACCCUGAGGAGCCAACGAAAUACACGAUGCGACUAAUAAUAAAGAAGAUAACAGAAGCAGACGAAGGUGACUACUUCUGUCAUGCGGAGAAUGCCUUCGGGAAGACCCUGAGGCCGGUCUCUGUGAGACUGCGGCCAACAUCGCCGCACCACAACGUUACCGAAUGUUGUACACAGAUGAACGUGUCAUCGGCGUGCAUCGACGCGUGUAGCUUCCACAUCGACAUGGACAACAUCAUGGACAGGCCUGAAUGUCUCGAUGACUUCGAUAAGCUCAUGAAGUGCGCCGCCGAUGGCUCUGAUCACCGCAGCUGCUGCGCGUCGUGGGGCGUGCCGCGCGCGUGCCUGGAGCUGUGCCGCGGCGGCACGGUGUCGCGCUCGUGCGCCAUCCAGCACGCGCGCCGCGCGCUCGCCUGCUUCCGGGACACGGGCGGCAAGCUGCCCGGACCGCCCAGGAACUUGAAGGCCCAUGUGGCGCCGACACCACACUCUGUACUGCUCAGCUGGGAUCAACCGCUAAAGAAUCCGCAGACAGUAUACCUGUACCGUGUGUUUUGGAGGGCGUACGGCGCCAAAGUGCCAGAAAAAUUGGACACCAGCGAGACGAGCGUCGUGCUAACAGGCUUGCAGGAUGACGUGCGUUACGAAUGCGUGGUGAAGGCUGCCAAUGAUGUUGGAACAUCAUCUCUGAGCCUACCGAUCAUGUUCACGACCGCGGGACAAGAGACGGGCGCCGCAGCCGCACCGGUGUCCAGCUCGAGCAGUGCGACGGCCGUCGGCCUGGCGGUCGCCUGUGUGCUCGUUGCGGCUAUACUGUUAGCUGCUGGCCUCUACUAUAGGCAUAGAAAGAAUCUCAGAUUAAAAGCACAAGGAGGAGUAGCAUUUGAAAAUCCAAGUUAUUUAAGGGAGCCGAAUCCCGACACCAUUGUGAAUGGAACAGUACCAAACGGUAACGCGAACGGAGGUAAUGGUGUCGCCAAUGGAGUGUCAAAUAGCUCAGCGUGGAGACAGGAGACACUGCAAAAUCCAAGUACCACUAUUCCCGCCGCUCGCGAGGUGGACCCAACUCUGUACGAGGAGCUGAAGCUCGGGCAGGACGGUGCCGGGUUCAAACGGCUGAAGCCAUAGCCCGAGGCAGCGCGCCGCUCCCCGCUGCGGUCGCCGCGGCUGUCGUCGCCGCGGGUAGCGCCGCGCUACUGAGCGGCCGCGGGCCCGCGCGCGACUAUUUAUACGCCCCCCACACGGCGUGACGUCACAGUAUUCUCCUCUCGCUCGCACCCGUUAGUACCAAUAUUAAUAUAUAAACAGUAUCCUUUCGUUGUAUCCACCAAAUAUUAAUAUUAGAUGGUUGUGCAUUUGUUCGUAAUGCGAGCGAUAACUUUCUGAGAAUGUGUAUAUUUGUAACGGAUAGAUCAAAAUAUAUUAUGUAUCUAUAUUGUACAGUAGACUAUGUUAAAUAACUAAAGCAGCAGUUUGACAUGACGUGCGGCCAUAGCGGUUUGUAGAUAAAACGUUGAUAUAAAAUAUAUUUUCAUUAUUGUACUUGAUGUGAUUUUAACCAAAAAGAAAGGACCUCAUUUAUUUCUUGUCAUCUCAUGUACAUAAACUGGAGAAACGUAUUGUUAGAACAAUAUUAGGUCACACUGCUUCGGCGUUGAACUAAAUUUGUAAAGAUUAGGACAUUCUUUAAACAAAAAUGUGCCUUCGAACAAUUUAUGAAGUAGAUAGUAUUUAGUAAUAGUUACCACUUUAAUCUGUAAAAAUGUAUUGACUGUAUGAGAAAUUAUCUAAUAAUAAUAUGCAUUGCAAUUUAUAUAUUAUAUUUAUACAUACGAGAUCAAUGUAUAAACUAUUUCUGGUAUUUGUAUCCAAAAUAAAUACAAAUAAUUCAAUGUAAUAAUAUUUAAUCCCACUAGACAUUUCAAUACAAUAAAAUUACGUGUCUAAAGUCCUUAAAGACCAUCUAUUUAAUAGAAUAGAAUUGAAUACAUUAUUGAUUCUGAUUGGCUGCAAAUAUUUCCCAAAUGCUGAAAAUUACAAUCACCGGACACUCAAUCGAGCCAUUUUAAAAAACGGACUUUUCAAAAUUGGCUCGAGUUUGUAUAAACAGGUUAUGGGCCCAGAUGUUGAUGUACAAGUUCUAGCGUAGUAAGAAAUAACAUUAUUAUCUAGUGAGGUUUAAUAAUACUACAUUUAUAUCAAAUAAGUUGGACAAGUCUUAUUUUAAUAUGUGAGUAUUAUCUCUGUAGUUAUUUGGACUUAUAGGAAGCAUAUCAGUUACCGCUCGAUUGUUCGUAACAGUUCUGAUUUAAAAGCAAGUUCUGUUAGACUCUUGGCGAAUUGAACAUGUAAAAUAUAGCGUUGUAAUUUAAUUUUAAAAGAUUUUAUAAUUGGAAGUCUAUUAUCGUAUUAGAUUUACAUUUAUACUAAGCUCGUACCAAUCUAAACUUUAUAAUAUACAACAGAAGGUAUAAAAUAAUCAAUUUUAAAUGCGCUGAUCUUUCCAGAAAAUUCGCCAAAAGUACUAAUGCUAAUG
Galleria mellonella (greater wax moth) is the source of this 6071-nucleotide messenger RNA. Its product is annotated as Ig-like and fibronectin type-III domain-containing protein 1. The transcript is spliced from 29 exons. The record is from RefSeq and is a predicted model, not a curated record. NCBI's taxonomy places the organism in Eukaryota, Metazoa, Arthropoda, Insecta, Lepidoptera, Pyralidae. The coding region runs from base 275 to 4663 and encodes 1462 amino acids. Gene Ontology annotation, molecular function: protein binding.